GAAGACGAGCGCGCCAAGAUUUCGUCGGCUAGGGUUUCCUCUCCUCUCCUCUCUCUCUACUGCGCUCGCCUCACCGGCCACCGGCAGCAGCGGGAGGGAUCCAUGGCGGGGGAGGCCAAGGAGCCGCAGGCGGACGGGUCCAAGCCCAAGGUCAAGAAGCCUAAGGCUGCGGCUGCCGUCGCCCAGGAUGGGGAUGGGGCCAAGGUCAAGGCCAAGAAGCCUAAGGCCGGCCAGGAGGGGGAUGGGGCCAAGGCCAAGAAGGCUGCGGCUGCGGUCGCGGCCGCGCCGGUGGCGGCGAUGACGGAGGCGGAGGUGGAGGAGCUGCCCAAGGCCAUCGUGCGGCGGCUGGUCAAGGACAAGCUGGCCCGCGUCGCGUCCGGCGGCGAGGGGGCAGAGGGUGGGGCGGAGGUCAUCGUCAACAAGGAUGCCAUGGCCGCCUUCGCCGAGAGCGCCCGCAUCUUCAUCCACUACCUCUCCGCCACGGCCAACGACGUGUGCAAGGACGGGAAGAGGCAGACGAUCAACGCCGAGGACGUCUUCAAGGCGCUCGACGAGAUUGAGUUCCCCGAGUUUGUAGAGCCCCUGAGGACUGCACUGGAAGAGUUCAGAAGCAAAAACGCAGCCCGGAAGCCAGCAUCAGGCAAGAAGCAAGCUGAAAAGAAGAGGAAACUGGAUAAAGAGGCAGUGCCUGAAGAGGAAAAUGGAGCGGCCGAUGAAACCAACGCGGCCGAGGAUUAGUUUUUCCGACCUUGUGCUAGGCUGAAUCUGAAUCACAAUAGUAGGCGUACUUCCUUAGCAGUACGCCCCUUGUGCUCUGUUUCGCGGUAUCUCUAGAUGUAGAACUGUCGUGUACUUGAUAUCAUGAUGUAUGGCUCUGUUUCUGUUCCAAACAUUGUCAUCUAUGCUAGCUUAAAUUACGAAUCUCGUCUUCAUGCUAUUUAAA
This is a messenger RNA of Hordeum vulgare subsp. vulgare (domesticated barley), 943 nucleotides long. RefSeq names its product DNA polymerase epsilon subunit 3-like. Lineage: Eukaryota; Viridiplantae; Streptophyta; Magnoliopsida; Poales; Poaceae. The record is from RefSeq and is a predicted model, not a curated record. The transcript has 3 exons. Gene Ontology annotation, biological process: DNA damage response; heterochromatin formation; leading strand elongation. Gene Ontology annotation, cellular component: epsilon DNA polymerase complex; CHRAC. Gene Ontology annotation, molecular function: protein heterodimerization activity; chromatin DNA binding. Bases 103 to 738 code for a protein of 211 amino acids.